UUGUUCAGUUGAUACUAGAUAUUGUUAUUUUUUGCGGCAUUUCUGUUUACUAAUAAAAAAAUUUAAAUGUUUUGUACAACAUAUUAAUUAUGAUUAAAGUUAACCCGAUGGACGGGUUUAUAUUAUUCAUUUCAUAAUUUUCAAGUUCGUUAAAAUUGAAAUAAUGUCGAAAUCUAAGGGUAUUGUUCAAGACCAACCUGGUCCAUCUACAACAAAUCGUAUGACUGAUGAUCCCAUAGUAAAGAAAAUAUUAGAAACUAAGGCUUUGGAACUUAGCUUACCUAGAGUUGAAAAAUUAAUGAAAGUUUCUAAGAAAACUUCUUGCCAGACAUCCGGAUGUACUUGUAAUGGAUGGCAACAAUCAAGACGGUUAAGCAAUCCUGUAAUGACUUCUCUUUGCAAUAAAACUUCAUGUAAUCAUCCACUCUCUGAUCAUACAAAACACUUAACAAAUAUUGAUGACAAUGAGUUGAAUGCUCUACUUGGAUUAGUAUUCGAUCUUGAUAAUAUAGCAAUAACUGUUGAUAAAGAAUCAAAAAAACCUGAUAAUGAACGAAAUUUUGUUCAAGAAGAAGUUUAUAAUGCAAUAUAUCAUGAGUUGCGAAAACAUGUUUAUCCUGGAGCAAUUAUAUCAAUGGAAAAGUUAUUUGGACCUCCUCCAUUUGAAACCCCAAAUAUUGUGAAAGCUUUAAUGAAUUUCAAUAUGUAUAAAUUUGGCCAUGAAAGCAAUCAAUUAAAAAUAGCUCUGAAAAUAACUAAAUUACUACUAAAACACUUGGACUCAUGGAAAUGGACUGCUCCUAUGGAAUUACCCUCAUGUAAAACUCUACAACAGCGAAAUAGUUAUGAGUUUUACUAUCACAGAUACAUGGCUUUUUGUUAUCUACCAAAAUAUCUUCACUCAAUUGCACCAGGUUGUAAAAUGAGUAUGAUUUUUGGACGAGAUGUUUUAAAAUUCAUAUUAAAAGUAUUCAGAAUGCAUUUAAUGGAUUGGUGCCAUACAGAAUCUGUUAAGUGGUCUAACCACAGAAAAUUCUUUUGCAUGAACUACUUACCCAAAUAUUUGAAUCUCCUAGAAGAUGAAGUCUAUGCAACGCAUUCACCUAUAUGGGAUUUACAUUUUAAAGAUGCUGAUUUAAAGAGAAUAAUUCUUAGUGAUUCUCAAGACUUGGGACUUGAAACUAAUGAUGUCGAAUUUGUAAAAGAAAAAUGUCCUAAUGAAGAAAUACCUGGAAAAUCAAAUGAAAAAGUCAAUAUUGAAACAUUAUUGCCAGAACAAAAAAUUGUUGAUUUACUGAAAAAAGUUCAAAAUGGUCCAGUUACUUAUUCAAAGGAGUUUGGAUUUGAAACUGGACCUAGAGGACAUCAAGCUCGGACAGAGGAAGCACAAGGGAUCAUUCGUUUUGUAGUAAUUGGUAAUUCAUUAGACUCAAAAGUUGAAAAAAGUACCAUGAUGUGGUUAAUACAACUUCGAAAUUUAUUUCGUACUCAAUUACCGAGAAUGCCAGUUAGAUAUAUUACCCGAUUAGUAUUUGAUACGAAACAUAAAACUCUAGCCUUGUUGAAAGAUGACGUUCCUAUUGGUGGUAUUUGCUUUUGUCCGUUUGUAUCACAAGGAUUUACAGAAAUAGUAUUUUGUGCAGUUAAAGUAGACCAACAAGAAAAUGGAUAUGGAACACAAUUAAUGAAUCAUCUUAAGGAUUAUCAUAUUGAACAUAAAAUUUAUCAUUUUUUAACUUAUGCAGAUAAACUUGCAAUUGAAUAUUUUAAAAAACAAGGUUUUAGUCAGGAUGUUAAACUCUCAAAGAAAGUGCACCAAGAUUAUAUAAAACAUUAUCAAGGAGCUAUCCUCAUGCAUUGUGAACUAAAUCCAAAAAUAAUUUAUACUCAAUUAACUUCAGUAAUACGUCUACAGAAAGAGAUUGUUAAGAGUUUGGUAGAAGAAAAACGAAUGGGGGUUGAAAAACAAUAUCCUGGCCUCACUUGUUUUUUAGAUGGUGUACGUAUGGUUACAAUAGAAUCAAUACCUGGUGUCAUGGAAACUGGUUGGAUGCCAAGUGCACGAUCUACCAGAAACAGUCGAGUUACAGAAGAAACUACUGAUGCAGAUUUAUUGGCUAAACACUUGAAAAAAGUUCUUCAUUAUGUAAAAUCACAAAAGUCAGCCGAACCAUUUAUGAAUCCAGUUGAUAAAUCAGUACCAAAUUAUUAUGAUAUCAUAAAAUAUCCAAUGGAUUUAAGUAUGAUUGCCAAAAGAUUAUCCUCGGGCUACUAUGUUACACGAAAGUUGUUCAUAGCUGAUAUGAAAAGGAUGUUCACUAAUUGCCGAACUUAUAAUCCAGAUGGUUCUUAUUGGUAUCGUAGUGCAAAUGAAUUAGAGAGAAAUUUUCAGACUAAAAUGAAGGAGAUGGGUCUAUGGGACUAUUGAUCUAUAUUUAUAUAAAUAAUAUUUUAGUAAUCAUAUAAUACUUGAAGGGAGCACUAAUUUCCAUAUUACCACAAAUAAAUUAUGCAAUUUAAGUUUUAGGUAGUAUUGUAUGUCAUUGAUUUAUUAAUUAAUUAUUAUUAUUUUGAAUUUUCAAAUAAUACAAGAAAUGAGUAUAUUAUGUUAAUUACUAAUUUAAAUGAAAAAUAUUGUAAAAAAAAACUUAGAUAAAUUUUUAGUUAUUAUUGAAUUUACUUAAAAUUGAGCAUUAUGACUUAAAUACAUUUUUAUUUUGAAUAA
Molecule: messenger RNA, 2725 nt
Organism: Daktulosphaira vitifoliae (grape phylloxera)
Lineage: Eukaryota; Metazoa; Arthropoda; Insecta; Hemiptera; Phylloxeridae
Gene: Gcn5
Product: histone acetyltransferase KAT2A
Exons: 15
Coding region: 164-2428 (754 amino acids)
Biological process (GO): chromatin remodeling; positive regulation of transcription by RNA polymerase II
Cellular component (GO): histone acetyltransferase complex; nucleus
Molecular function (GO): histone H3 acetyltransferase activity; protein binding
Source: RefSeq, a predicted model, not a curated record